UUCGUCACAUCCGGUGAUGUUACGCUCAUCCGCUUCCUAUACCUCGUUACACCUCAAGAACGCAAUACAUGAAACUCUCAGCAUAUAGAGUUCUGUCAACAGGUGUACUAAAAGAGGUACGAUUAUUUGUUGUGAUCAGUAUAUCCCAUCCAGAUUUGUACGUGUUACAGCUUUGGAGUGAUUGAUAAAAUCUUUCGUCGUCAUGGCACAGGAUAAUCCAGCUUUCGAACUUAAGAACGAAACAAACGCCGCAGGAAAAGAAAGCCAGACAAAAGUUGAUGAAACACAGGCGUCUAUUGUGGAAGUCACAAACGAAGGCAGAGUUAGGGGUGACAUCUUAUACACAGUGGAUGAAGCUCCUCGUUGGUACCUCUGUAUCCUACUUGGGAUUCAGCAAUAUCUGACGAUGUUCGGGUCGACUGUGGCAUAUCCUUAUUUGGUCACACCAAAGCUCUGCAUCCAAGACUCCGACCCAGCUCGAGGGUACAUAACAUCAACAAUAUUUUUUGUGUCAGGCUUAGGGACCCUAAUCCAGUCAACAUUCGGUACAAGGCUCCCGAUAAUUCAAGGCUCGUCUUCUGCCUUUCUGGCUUCGAUAUUUGCUAUUUUGAACUUACCUCAGUGGAAGUGUCCUAGUGAGGAAGAAAUGCUGUCGGCAACAGAAGACGAGCUACAAGAAAUCUGGCAACUCCGAAUGAGAGAGAUCCAAGGUGCUAUCAUUGUGGCGUCCAUCUUUGAAACGGUUAUUGGACUCACAGGUGUUAUUGGAAUAAUACUUCAGUGGUUAACUCCUUUAGUUAUUGUCCCAACCAUAGCGUUGAUAGGACUUUCUCUAUUCGAAGAAGCAGCUUCUGAAGCUAGUAAAAACUGGGGAAUAGCGAUUUUAACAAUUUUCCUUCUUGUGCUCUUCUCACAGUACCUCCGAAAUGUUAAUAUUCCUGGUUGUAGCUACAGUAAAGAAACAGGAUGGAAGCUCAAACGAUUCCCCCUUUUCAAGCUUUUUCCAGUGUUACUUACCAUAAUUACUGCGUGGGUUCUUUGUACCAUACUAACUGCUGCAGGUGCCCUAGGACCAACCAACAAAGCCAGAACUGAUCUUCAUGUACAGACGAUGUACUCCAGCCUCUGGUUUAGGUUUCCUUAUCCAGGACAAUGGGGUUUACCAACAGUCAGUAUUGGUGCAGUUUUUGGAAUAUUUGCAGCAGUAUUAGCGUCGAUAGUGGAAUCGGUAGGAGAUUACUACGCAUGCGCGCGACUAUCUUGUGCACCUCAUCCUCCAACAAGCGCCAUAAAUCGUGGAAUUUUUGCGGAAGGUAUUUCCUGUAUCCUCUCUGGAAUCUGGGGAUCUGGAGGCGGGCUAACUUCCUAUAGUGAAAAUAUUGGAGCAAUUGGAGUAACAAAAGUAGCUAGUCGACGGGUUGUUCAGUGUGGUGCUGUUACCAUGAUGAUUCUUGCAGUUCUGGGAAAGUUUGGAGCCUUCUUCAACACUAUUCCUGAGCCCAUUAUUGGAGGAAUCUUCUGUGUCAUGUUUGCAAUUGUAACGGGAGUUGGACUGUCCAAUGUCCAAUUCAUCGACCUCCACUCAUCCAGAAAUAUUCUUAUCCUUGGAUUAUCUUUAUUUAUGGGGAUUACCAUUCCAAAGUGGUUUAAGGGCCACCCAGGUACUAUUGAUGUAGGGAAUGACGCAGCAAACCAACUCAUUACAGUUCUUUUGAACACCAGUAUGUUUAUUGGUGGACUCAUUGCGUUUGUAUUAGACAAUUCCAUACCAGGGACAGAUGAAGAAAGAGGACUCAUCAAAUGGAGAGAACAAGGUCUAGAACAUAAUAUAUCUGAAGCUGAUGAGUCGACACUUUCGUCACCUUCAACCUAUGACCUCCCGUUCAGCAUGGACGUAAUUAAAAGACAUAAGAUUUUCAAGUACAUUCCUAUCAGUCCAACAUACGACCAGAAUAUAUUUCUUGGUAAAUUAAGAGCAUUAUUUAACAAACUUAAACCUCAAAAGAAUAAUAAUCAUAACAUCGACUCUCAAAAUUAAGAUCGUCUUUUGUUUAUUUACAACGAUUAACAAAAAAAGUCAAUAUAAAUGUAUGGUUGGUUUGAUAUAAUAAGACCAGGUUAUUUUAAUACCUUUUUUUUAUUAGAAUCUUCAUAAUUUGCAAAUAUCUCUUCCCAUAUCUUAACUAAUGCUACUGGAAAAAUGUGCGUAAACGGAAGUAUUAGAAUCGUGUUUCUACAGAAAUAGAUCUAAAUCAAGUCAUUGUACAACCUGCAGCGUGGUAGUUUCCGUUAAGUUCAUGUAUAAUUGAAACAAAAUAUAUAAAAUAAGAAUUUGUAAUUUUCGUCACCUUUUGUCCAGUUUAGGUGCACAAGUACUUUAGACAAACAAUACUCGACAAAAUGUGUUGAAACCUUCAGUUGUUAUAAUUUGUAUGAAAUACCAGCAGAUAUGACUCAAUUUACAAUCGCUGUAGAGAGAGUUGUCAUGUUCUUGAGUUGAAUAAAUUACCAGAUUUGGCUUCUUAAAGGCAACGUUCCAUCUUACGAAAUACCAGCAGAUCUGACUCUAUUCAGAACUACCAUUAAAUGUCCUUGAGACUAAAUUACUAGCUCUAGUCACUUAAAAAACUAACUUACCUUAUGAAUAAAAGCAGAUUUUCCUCGUAUUCCUACUUGUUUGACUUGUCGCUUUCUUUGAAUAGGUUUUCCUUAUUUGUACCUGUCGUUCAUAUGCCAACACGUUUGUUUUUAUAUUGUAAAGGUAAAGGAAAAUGCUGCUUAAAUAAAAUUUUCCUUCAAAGACUUAUAUGAGCAACCCUCCAUUACGAAUCCGCUGUUUUCUUGGAAAAUGUACACGUUACGUAGAAUAAAAACCGAAAACUACUUGUGUCGAUAAACAGAGAAUCAGAGUUUGUUGAUAAAAAAAAUUCAGUUGAUAUGAAAGCCUACUCACGUGGGUUCUUAACAGUACAAGAUGUAUAUUUCUUUGUUUCUUUUAACACCAAACUUUUAUUUAUUAAAAUGACGUGAAUUUCGUAUAAUGGGUAAAUAAUUGGAGUCGGAAUACAAGCAUAUAAUACAUAUUUCUCAAACUUCGUUGACCUCAGUUUUAAGAUUAUGCUUCUUUUCAGAGUACAUACGAUGACUUUAAAUUGGAUGACGAGGAACCCACUUUUUUUAGAUAUAAUUUUAUCGAAACGUUGUACAUUUAUAAUAAAGUUUUCUUCAUUAUCCAUU
Messenger RNA from Limulus polyphemus (Atlantic horseshoe crab), 3237 nucleotides. RefSeq names its product solute carrier family 23 member 2-like. The transcript has 12 exons. The record is from RefSeq and is a predicted model, not a curated record. Gene Ontology annotation, biological process: transmembrane transport. Bases 203 to 2038 code for a protein of 611 amino acids. Gene Ontology annotation, molecular function: transmembrane transporter activity. NCBI's taxonomy places the organism in Eukaryota, Metazoa, Arthropoda, Merostomata, Xiphosura, Limulidae. Gene Ontology annotation, cellular component: membrane.